GCGCGUCAAGUCGCAUCCAACCGAAUCGUUUCGCUCCGUCCCGCUCUACUUUGGGUCUCGACCAGCCUCGUGCGCAGGAUCCAGAUCCAACUCCACUUCGGGCUCGGGCUCGGUCGCUUCGGCAAGGAAAAAAGAUUGGCAGCGCCAGGAGACGACUGGAGGCGCGAGUAAAGGGAGAACAAGAGAGAGAAAGGAGGAAGAGAGAAGAUAAAAGGAAAGAGGAUAAGGGGGAGGCGACUCGAACCCGCGGAGGCCACCGCGCGCGCUCUCCAGAUCCGGCGCAAGUCCAGCUCGCUGCCGCGCUCACCAAGGGAGAAGGACGCCUCGCUCCGGAAUCCCGACCUAGGGUUCCCCGCGCCUCAGAUCCAGCCUCCAGCAGAUCUGUGCCACCUUCGCUGGCGCCUGGUAACAUGACACCAACGGUCCUCAUGGAGUUUGCGCCGCAGAGGCAGAUUAAACGGAGCUAUGAUGAAAUGGCCUACCGAGGUGUGCCCCGUGGGUAUGCAGAGACUGUUGGCGAGUCAGGCAGCCCUGUUCGUGUUGACUCGCAAGAUUCGUCUGCGCCAAAACGCAAGUGCAUCAGCCUUAACAGUGAUGGCUUUGGUGUGAAGCGGGAGAUCUUUGUCCCCUCUAAGAUGUCAUCGUCUGAGCGGCGGUACCUUCGCAAGAGAUUCCGCUCAGAGCUUGAUUCGGUCCGGGAUCUCCUUAAGAAGCCAGAAUUUUUGGCCAUAAUGCCUGUCAGCAGGGCACCUGCGUACUCAUCCUCUGCUGCUCCUCGAGCUAAAAAAGUGAAAGGGGGGAGCCAUGUUCUCCGUGGUGCCAAGGGGCGCUUCUUGCCUACAAAGCCCCGGCCUGAAACGUCUAUGGUGUUGCCCGAAGCUACGAUUCUGCAGAUGUGUGAAGGUAUUCUGAAGAAGCUCAUGACUCAGAAAUGCAGUCAUAUUUUUAAUAUUCCGGUAGACGUGGAAAAGCUGAACAUUCCAGAUUAUAAUGACAUUAUCAAGCACCCGAUGGACCUUGGGACAAUCAAGAAGAAGCUAGAUUCUGGUUCCUACACAAGGCCAUCUGAUUUUGCAGCUGAUGUCAGGCUGACCUUUAGCAAUGCGAUAGCUUACAAUCCUCGAGGGCAUGCAGUGCAUGAUAUGGCCAUUCAACUGAAUAAAAUGUUUGAGUCUAGAUGGAAGACAGUGGAGAAGAAGUUGGCUUCUGCUGCAAUGAAGCCACAUGUUGAGGUUGAUAGGGCCGACUCAAAGAGGAGAAAGACCCCUCCUGUUGACCACAGGGACUUGUCAAUAGAGCGUGUCAGGCCAACUGAAAUUAUGAAGCCAAAGAUGACAUUUGAGGAGAAAGAAUCCUUUGGAAACUGCUUAGCUUCUUUGUCCGAGGAGCCAGAAUUAUUACCUGGUCACAUCAUUGAUUUGUUACAGCAGUGUAUUGACAACAACACAGAUCAGCCUGGGGAUGGAGAGAUAGAGAUUGAUAUCCAUGCACUCAGUGAUGAUAUACUAUUAGAACUGAAGAAGCAUGUCGACAAAUAUUUGCAAGAGAGAGAUAACCAGCAGAAAAAAUCAGAGCCCUCUGAGAAUGAGGCUGUGAACGUUCCUGGCCUUCCUGGCCUCAGUCACCUGUCCACAAAUCCCUGCAAAGGUGGUGAGCCUAUUGAGGAGGAUGUGGACAUUUGCGGCAAUGCAUCCCCUAUAUUGAUAGAGAAGGAUCCUCAGAUCAGAACUAACAAAUGUGGUAGUCCAAGUAGUUCCAGCAGUGACUCGGGAUCUUCAUCCAGCGAUUCUGACUCGGGCAGUGAUACUGAAAGCGAAUCAGAAAAGGUUGGUAGCCCAGCAAAGCUUGCGAAGGUUACUAAAAUACCAGAACAACCUGCAGAGCAAGAAAAGAGUGAUGUUAUUAACCCUGUUGAUGCUAACCACACGGCCGGUGAUGUGGAACUCCGUGAGCAGGACAAUGAGUCCAAGGCUGCACCUGAGGGGGAGAAUGCAAAACCCGACAGGCAAGUCUCCCCGGACAAGCUCUUACGAGCAGCUCUUUUGAGGAGCCGUUAUGCUGAUGUUAUUGUUAAAGCCCGUGGGAUUCUCAGCCAGGGUGAGGGUGGAGAUAAACAGGAGGAGCUGGAGAAACUGCAGAAGGAAGAAAAAGAACGGCUUUUGGCUGAAGGUAAUGCAGCCAUGGAAGCUCGCAGAGCUGAAGCCGAAGCUGAAUCCAAGCGUAAGCGGGACCUUGAGAGGGAAAAGGCUCGUCAGGCCUUGCAGGAGAUGGAGAGAACUGUAGAAAUUAAUGACAGCGUCCAUCCCAAGGACCUAGAAAUGCUUGGUACAAUCACCACGGAACAUAUUGUAAGUUCUGUUGAUGAGACGAGUCCUGAGCAUUCCCAGGAUGGCAUGCCCAGUUUUCUUCCUGGUUCUGGCAGCAUGUUGGAAAAACUUGGACUAUUUAUGAAAGUAGAUGAGGACGAAGAGGAAGAUGAGCCAUGCAGUUUCCCUAGCAGUAAAGAUGUGGAGGAAGUAGAAAUCGACUAAUGUCUGUUGACAUGUUGGAGCCUUAUCGUCAAAGACAGAACAAUUUGUUUCAGCUUGACGAGGGAAAUUGUUGGGUAGCUGUGCACAUAUCAGACAUUUUUUUCUGAAACGGUGCACCGGAUUCCCUCAUCAUAUUUGAUGCCGCUGGAGGUGUUAAGUCAUGCUUGCAGGAUGCAUGCCCUUGGAAGGGAGGAUAGAGAUCGAGGCCACCAUGUUUCCUGCACGGCCCUUGGAAGGGAGGCUAGAGAUCGAGGCCACCAUGUACAGCUGCAAAUGAAAAUGUGAGUUCAUCUCCCAGAUGAACUAUUUCUCCCAGAAUCGAGACGUUGCUGGCAGCGGUUGUCGGGUGUAUUAUGAUCUGAUGAAGCUCAUGUAGAGCCUUGGAAAUACAGGACCAAAUGGUUCCGUCACACUGCUCACCUCCAUCUGCACUGUGAUCCAAGUGUGUUUUCCCCUAGCGGCUAGUUGUUUCCUCAGCAUAGCUUGUCUUUUUAGUUUUUGAUGUUUUGUUGCUUCCUGCUGUAAAUUCAAAUUUUGAUGUAGUCGAGGAAGUGCUUUAGUUGUUUGCUGGGCAUCUGUGAUGAACAGCUCCUGCUAUUCUUGUAACAGGAAAAACGUGUGCAAAUGUGAUAAUACUAAAUUCAGUUCAAAAAUGUUGUGAACUCCCUCGA
Triticum urartu is the source of this 3202-nucleotide messenger RNA. RefSeq names its product transcription factor GTE11. Gene Ontology annotation, molecular function: protein binding. Lineage: Eukaryota; Viridiplantae; Streptophyta; Magnoliopsida; Poales; Poaceae. The record is from RefSeq and is a predicted model, not a curated record.